Oncorhynchus masou masou (cherry salmon) is the source of this 1371-nucleotide messenger RNA. RefSeq names its product protein Dok-7-like. The record is from RefSeq and is a predicted model, not a curated record. The transcript has 8 exons. The coding region runs from base 40 to 1371 and encodes 443 amino acids. Gene Ontology annotation, biological process: neuromuscular junction development; positive regulation of protein tyrosine kinase activity. Gene Ontology annotation, molecular function: protein kinase binding. Lineage: Eukaryota; Metazoa; Chordata; Actinopteri; Salmoniformes; Salmonidae.
GCGACACCGCAGCUGUUUGGUUUGGAACCAUGACUGAAGAUGACGGAUUCAGUUGUCGUGGAGGGAUAUGUCAAAUUCAGAGAUGGAAAAAAGUGGAAGGAUAGGUGGGUCGCACUCCGCAAGCCAUCGCCCGUAGCAGACUGCUUGGUACUUCUGGUCUACAAAGACAAGUCAGAUAAAGCCCAGGGCCACCGGGAGAGGGUCAGUGUCACCUUGGAGGACAUCUGUGGUCUGGAGAUAGGUCUCUCGUAUGAGGGGGUGGGCUACACGCUGGUCAUCAUCUGCCUGGGCCAGGUUGUCAUGCUGGGCUUCGACGGAAAAGAGGCUCUGCUGGCCUGGGACAUCCGCAUCCGCUACAGUCUGGGGGAAGUCCACAGGUUUAGCGUUGGUAUCUUACCAGGCACCAUGUUGGAGAGCGGGCCUGCGACCCUUCACUUGUGUAACAACCUAUUGGUCCUGGUCAGGGACAUUCUCCCCGUUAUCAUCGGCCAGUGGAAGCUUCCAGACCUGCGCAGAUAUGGGCCUGUACCAAAUGGCUUCGUCUUUGAGGGGGGGACGCGAUGCGGCUACUGGGCUGGCGUCUUCUUCCUAUCAUCCAUGGAGGGUGAGCAGAUCAGCUUUCUGUUCGACUGCAUCGUCAGAGGCAUCUCCCCCAGCAGAGGCCCUUUUGGACUUCGGCCACUCCUGCCAGACACCAACGCUGUCGCUAACCAGGCCUACUCUGAUAAGAGGGUGAACCAUGAGGCCCAGGAGUUGGAGAAACGACUCAACAUGCUGUCUCACCAGAGCAGCACAGCUUCCUCCACAUAUGGUCUGUCUGUGGCGGGAGACAUCUGCAGCAUAUCAGGCUCCUCUCACACCUCCGACACCAGCCAAUCAGACUCCAUCGUCGGCAGCCGGCUGGCCAUUUGGACUGAGCCUGUCACAACAAGCUCUACCCGCACAGAGACCAUCAUUGGCCAGUUACAGGCCAAGGGGAAACCGUCCACCAGCCUGGUGGGUGGAGCCCGUGUAGUAGCCAAGACCCCUCGGUCCCGGCAGCUGCAGGAGAUUGGUCGCCAGAGCUCGUCCGACAGCGGCAUCGCCACAGGAAGCCACUCCUCGUACUCUGGGAGUUUCUCCUCCUACGUGGGUAGCCUGGACUAUGGCUCCCUGCUUAGCCUGCCCCCUCAACUGUCUCUAGACCUGGCCCCCUGUACCUGUCCCCAUGCACCAGGACAUGAGUACCAGGUACCCACCUCACUGAGGUACAUCUAUGACACCCCCCGAACUCUACUGCAGGGGGGAACAGGAGGGGCCAGGGGGCAGGAUAUCUCCACAACACCUAUAGACCAGGCGCUCCACCACAGAGCUCCUGCAGAGCCACUCUGA